Messenger RNA from Sorex fumeus (smoky shrew), 2930 nucleotides. It is a transcript of the gene LIPA, whose product is annotated as lipase A, lysosomal acid type. Gene Ontology annotation, molecular function: sterol ester esterase activity. NCBI's taxonomy places the organism in Eukaryota, Metazoa, Chordata, Mammalia, Eulipotyphla, Soricidae. Bases 96 to 1295 code for a protein of 399 amino acids. Gene Ontology annotation, biological process: sterol metabolic process. The record is from RefSeq and is a predicted model, not a curated record. The transcript has 10 exons. Gene Ontology annotation, cellular component: intracellular membrane-bounded organelle.
GCCACCCCCGCCUUGUCCUUGUCAUCUGCGCGACUAGGCCGGAGAGAAGCGGGCACUUCGGUUCUGGACAGCAUCUUGGGGAGGACGACUCCAGGAUGAAAAUGCAGCUCUUGAGGUUGAUAGUCUCUUUGGCCCUUGGGAUCCUGCAUGCUGAGGUGUCUGGAAACGAGCUGACGCCUGUGGAUCCUGAAACACAUAUGAAUGUGACUGAAAUUAUCUCUCACUGGGGCUUCCCUGCCGAGGAAUACUUCAUUGAGACAGAAGAUGGCUAUAUUCUUUGCCUUCACCGAAUUCCUCAUGGCAGGAAGAACUAUGCUGACAAUGGUCCCAGACCAGUGGUUUUUCUGCAGCAUGGCUUGCUCGCAGAUUCCAGUAAUUGGGUCACAAACCUGCCCAAUAGCAGCUUGGGCUUCAUUCUGGCCGACGCUGGCUUUGACGUCUGGAUGGGGAACAGCCGGGGCAACACGUGGUCUCGGAAACACAAGACUCUCUCAGUUUCUCAGGAAGAGUUCUGGACCUUCAGUUAUGAUGAGAUGGCAGAGUAUGACUUACCAGCUUCAGUCAACUUCAUUCUGAAGAAAACUGGCCAAGAACAAUUGUACUAUACAGGUCACUCUCAAGGAACCACAAUUGGUUUUAUAGCAUUUUCACGGCAACCUGAGCUGGCUAAAAAGAUUAAGAUGUUUUUUGCCCUGGGUCCUGUGGUUUCACUUGACUUCUCUACUAGCCCCAUGACUAAACUUGAACUUAUUCCAGAAUUUCUCACGAAGGACAUACUGGGGGUCAAAGAAUUUCUUCCCGAGAGUGAAUUUUUGAAAUGGCUGAGUACACACAUCUGCACCCAUGCUAUUCUGAAGGAGCUUUGUGGAAAUAUCUUUUUUGUUAUUUGUGGAUUCAAUGAGAGAAACCUAAAUAUGUCCAGAGUGGCAGUUUACACAACACACAGUCCUGCUGGAACUUCAGUGCAAAACAUGUUACAUUGGCGCCAGACAGCUAAAUUUCACAAGUUCCAGGCCUACGACUGGGGAAGUAUGGCCAAGAAUUAUUUUCACUACAACCAGAGUCACCCUCCCGCUUACAAUGUGAGAGACAUGAAGGUACCUGUCGCUGUCUGGAGUGGGGGCCAUGACUCGCUGGCCGACUACAAAGACAUCAGUAUGCUCCUGCCUAAACUCCCUAAUUUGGUGUACAGCAAGUUCAUUCCUGAAUGGGAACAUCUGGACUUUCUCUGGGGCCUAGAUGCCCCCUGGCGGCUCUAUAAUGAAAUAGUCAAUCUAAUGAGGAAGUAUCCGUGAGAGCCAGACUGGACAAAUUGACCCAGUUUUAGUAUUAUGUCAAAAUUCUCACUUAAUUUCUCUAACAUACUUCUUUUUCUGUCCUCAAUCUUUUUUAUUUUUGUAUCUUAGAAGAUGAUGAUAUUGACGAUGCCUUAUUCUCUCCAGUUAGGAUCAGAAGUAUGGUCAUUUUGUUGUAUUUGUUUAAGCAGUGAUGAAUGUGAAGAUAAUCCCAACCACAGUGCAUUCUCUCUAAGUCAUUAACAAAACAUCACUGACUAAAGCAUAACCACAAAGCUUAACCUUGCAGUUCAAAAUGUAACUCUAGGGGUCAGAGAGACAGAACUGGGGUUAAAGCACAUGCAGAUGACUGCAGCCUUUGGCUCUGCAGAUGGUCACCCAAGCACUGUCAGGAGUUAGCCCAGAGCAAUGUCAGGUGUGGCUCAAAAUCCAAAGUAAUAAUCAUGGUGAUGAUGAUGAUGAUGAUGAUAAAUUAAAUAAAAUGUAACUCUAUUGCCAUUUAAGUCCCACCUUGGUACAUGACAUAUGGGUUGGGGGUUUUCAAGUGUGCUAUUUAUUAGCAAAUAACGUGACCGUUGAUUUGAAACACUCAGUUCCCAUCUCUUUGCCUUAACAAAUUCCAGUGGAAAGGUCUAAUGUGUAGGGAACUACAUGACCUAUUCUCCUGGUGUUUUGUGGUAGUAUUGUGUGAAAUUCGUGAUACCCCAAUGAUACUCCAAUGACUGAUCAAACUUAGUGGCAAUAAUAGUUACUUUAAAAUGUUUAUAUUAUUUAGCAAAUGGCUCAGAAUUUUUCAGAGAAAGCCUGCAAAACCAGGCUGCAGGGGCUGAAGAGAUUGAACUAUCCUCAAGGGCUGGAGUACAUGCUUCUGAUGGUGGAAACCCUGAGAUAGAUUAUCACAUAUCCAGCACCAAUGGUUAUGACUCUGGUGGUCCCUAAACACGGCUGGGGAGACCCUGAAAGCAAAGCAAAGUAAAACAGAAAGCCUAACCCAAAUUCAAUUCAGUGAAAACCAGGAAGACAACUAUAAUUAAAAUAGCUUGAAGACUGAUAGACACAACCACUGACACUCACUAGCUUCCUAUUCUGUACUUCCGUUUCUCUUUUGCUUUGAUUUAACUCUUUGGCAGGCCUUAUCUGUAAAGAACAGCCUGUGGAGAGACUUUGCUACUGUUUACCUAACAUAUAUAUGCUCUCCUAAUCAACUGCUACAGCUGAGUGAAGAUAUACUUAGAUCCAAAGUCCUGCCAAACGUCCGACUUCAUUUUCACACAAAGUAACUGUGAAUGCAAAUGCUUUAAAAUGAAAUCUCAGGGAUUCUUCCUUUUUUAAAUUAUUCUAUGUUUUGUAUGUAUCUCUACUGUUAAUGGACCCAUAUAAAAAUUGUGCCCUGUCAUCAGCAAGCUCUUAUUCUCCUGCUUUUCUUGCAGUGUUGUUUUCUUGCGAUACUGCUGGAUGGACAGGAUGAAGAAUGCCAAGCUUUUCCUGUCAUAGUUACUUUGGUUACAAUAAUUGAUGAUAUCGGUUCAUAUAUGCUGGUUAUGUGUGAACAGAUCAAUACUACUUUAUACCAUUUUAAAAGUCAUAAAGUUACAAUAAAACUCUGCAGAGCCUCCUAGGUGGAGGCAUUGUGUA